Messenger RNA from Penicilliopsis zonata CBS 506.65, 1698 nucleotides. RefSeq lists its product as hypothetical. Gene Ontology annotation, molecular function: NADP binding; oxidoreductase activity; NAD binding. The transcript has 3 exons. Bases 245 to 1558 code for a protein of 437 amino acids. Lineage: Eukaryota; Fungi; Ascomycota; Eurotiomycetes; Eurotiales; Aspergillaceae. The record is from RefSeq and is a predicted model, not a curated record.
ACUUCGUCCUCUUCUCUGCUAAUCCCAGAAGUCUCUCGGAUGCUGAUCGACAGAACAGAUGCCUUGUUUGAUUGUUGUAUACGGCUAAUGACCUUCGGCAUCCAGUCCGAACUAAAUAUUGCCCCCCACUCGGAAGUUCUGCGAGGACGGCCGAUUGCCCAAGCUCUUAUAUUCAUUAAUAUGACGGAGAUUAUUCCCCCUCAUCUUGCAUCUUUACACCUGUGUCUCUUGUUGAGGAAUCGUCAUGUCUACUACUAAGCCGGCUAUCGGAUUCGUCGGCCUCGGGGCCAUGGGCUUCGGCAUGGCCACACAUCUUGUUCGCCAGGGUUACCCCGUCUACGGGUUCGACCUUUACGCCCCCUCAGUCCAGCGGUUCCAGGCGGCAGGAGGCAUUGCCGUUCCCUCGCUGCGCGAUUCCGCCCGAGACAAGCAGUUCUACGUGUGUAUGGUGGCUUCUGCACCGCAGGCCCAGUCGGUUCUAUUUGGUGAAGAGGGGAUCGUCGAUGUUCUACCUCCGAAUGCAACACUGCUGCUGGCUUCCACCGUGCCCGCCAGCUAUGCCCAGUCGGUAUCCGCGGAGCUGCAGUCGCGCGGACGCAGCGACAUUUUCUUCAUCGACUGUCCGGUUUCCGGCGGCGCAAAGCGUGCCGCCGACGGCACGCUUUCCAUCAUGGCAGGGGGAUCUGAUGAAGCACUCCAGCGUGGGAAGUUUCUGCUUCAAACGCUGUCGGACAGCAACAAGCUGUAUCUAGUUCCCGGCGGGGUUGGGGCCGGCAGCAAUAUGAAGAUGGUUCACCAAGUGUUGGCAGCGAUCCAUAUUCUGGGGGCCAGCGAAGCGAUGGGGUUUGCUGCCCGGUUAGGCCUGGAUGCGACACAGGUGGCAGAGGCCAUCAAAUCUUCAGACGCAUGGACGUGGAUGCAUGAGAACCGGCUGCAGCGUAUGCUAGAGGAGGAUUGGAAUCCCGGUGCAAGUGCUCUAACCAUCAUCCUGAAGGAUGUAGGUAUUAUCACGGCUUCUGCCCGUCAACAUCAAUUUCCGACCCCUCUCUCCUCCACCGCCGAACAAAUUUACCUCGCUGCCCUGUCGCAGGGAUUCGGCAGUAGAGAUGACUCCGCCAUGGUCCGCCAGUACUUCCCAGACCCCAUUCAGCAGGUAUCGGCGAGCAAGUCAGCCGUGGAGACCGAAGCUGCACUACAGCUCGUCCUUGAUCUCAUGCGAGCGACCAACCUCUGUGCGGCAGCCGAGGCAAUUGCAUUCGCACGCUUCCUCAACGUCGACCUCGACCAGUUCUACCAACUGGUCAACGACGCUGCGGGCGCCAGUCGCAUCUUCACCACUCAAGGGCUGGAGAUGAUCGAGGGACGGGUCGGUGACAAGGCAACCCAGGGAGCAGUAAGACUACGUACCGUGACCGAAGCGUUGGAGAAGGCAAUCCAAGCCGGCAGAGACGUCACCUGUCCCUUACACUUGGGCCAUGCGGCGCUGAGUCUGCUACUUCUUGCUCAACGGGCGGAAGGAGACCAAUCGAGCGCCAGUGUGAUUCGUAUUUUCAAUUAGCAGAUAGUCAGUACAGUAUAGAGUAUACCGUAAGAUCCGAAAACUUUCUAGUAAGCAAUAUACUAGUAUCGGACCAACUCCGAAGUGACAUCAGCCCCUCAUGAGAUACAAGUACAAGCACUACAGUCAACUAUUUCUAC